UGGAGGAUGUACUGUCUCCCCGGCGGAGGGUCCCCCUGGUGGAGGAUGUAGUGUCUCCCUGGGGCAGUGUCCCCCCGGAUGAAGGGUCCCCCUGGCGGAGUGUAAAGUGUCUCCCUGAUGAAGGGUUCCCCCCCGGGUGGAGUUCCUUUCCUCCUGAGGGCGGUCGGCGGUCGGGCCCGGCUCCCUCUCCCGGUGAUUGCCGGCACCUGGUCUCCGGGAAAGUGAAGCGGCGGCUCGGGCAGACGGUGGGGUGAGCCGGUCCCCGGCCUCGGGCCGAUGAAUGUGGGAGUUGCGGCGGGAUCGAUGGAAGUCACCGAGAGGAAAAGGAGCAGGAAAUCGCGUAGCUUCAAGAGAGUGAAUGAAGAUUAUCAAGAUGAUAACUGUUCUGACAGCAGCAAUGAAAGCCUAGGGCAGGCACAUGACACACUUUUUGUCGCAGGUGACAUGUGUGAGGGGUUGAAGAAGCAAGUGUCAGGAAUGAAACGCUUUUUAAAUAACAAGGUUAACAGUGUAAGAAUCCAUCAGCAAAUGAUGCCUGGUCGAGAAAAACUGAAGGACGAACCAGGGACUUCAGAUUUAACAUGGCUGCAACGCAAUACAAACCAGGCCAAUGCCCGUCCUGAUGAGCCUCAUUCAUCCCAGAGUAUCAUCUGGAAAGAUAUCCAAAAUCAAACGCAGAAAUCCUGUGUUUCAGUAGGAUACAGUGGCGAAGGAUCCAGAUCAUCUAAACCAGUCAUAGCUGCAAACACUGAAAGACUCCAAGGUAUGCUAGAAAGCAAUGGUAUGUGAAUUUUUUGUUUUGGAGAGAACAUGUGAAUUUUAAUAAUCCAGUUUCUUUCAGAAAGAAUGAAAACAUACUGUGUACCAAGUGAGUUUUAAUGAGCUAAGAAAAUGUUUAACCACUCUCCACCCAAAAUAUUACUGACUCUUGCCUCUCAUCAGUUUCCAAAAGAUACUCCAACCUCAUAUCUUUAGAGGUGUGAACAUUAUGAAGGAAAAGAAAUGAAGAACACUCCAGUGAUUUCAACAUGCUUUUGUUUCUCUGUUCUGUCCAGUAACAGCAAAUAUACAGAACACCUAAGAUAUAAACAUACCUGAUCAAUAAAAUAGAUAUUCUUGUGAAUUUA
Molecule: messenger RNA, 1127 nt
Organism: Rhincodon typus (whale shark)
Lineage: Eukaryota; Metazoa; Chordata; Chondrichthyes; Orectolobiformes; Rhincodontidae
Gene: bend7
Product: BEN domain containing 7
Exons: 3
Coding region: 277-789 (170 amino acids)
Source: RefSeq, a predicted model, not a curated record